Molecule: messenger RNA, 3299 nt
Organism: Acanthoscelides obtectus
Lineage: Eukaryota; Metazoa; Arthropoda; Insecta; Coleoptera; Chrysomelidae
Source: the annotation of a GenBank genome assembly
UAUUCUACUCAAUUUUUCAUAAAAUACAAUGAUUUUCUAGUGAAAAUUGACGAUUCAUGUCAUUUGCAUCUAGAAAUACGGAUUUGCGCUUUUUUAGAGAAUAUGUUUCUCGUGAGAACUCGAAAGGAUUUCAACGUGCGGUAUAGCUAAUUCUCGAAAAAAGAAUAUAGCUUUUAAUCAGGAAAACUCAGAAAUUAGGGGAUCUCAGGGAAAAAGAAGAAGAGAAAUUUUUGUCAUGUCAUUAAGUUAGCAAAAAAAACAAUAAUAAGUAUCAUAUAAUCGUUCCCAGACAUCACUGGGAAGUACGUACUGAGUCAGUCUACUGCACUCUGUAUUAUACACUAUCUAAUUUAGCAUUGUUACUGAAAAAUUAAUCUGUGUCUUUUACCUACUUAAGGAUGUAAGAGUACACCAACCUGGUAUCAAGUUUCCCACCAAGAAAGUGCAAACUAUAGGAUAAUGGAAACUGUUCAAAGUCGAUUGUUGAAGCAUUAAAAAAGUUACUUUUGACCAUGACUGUGUACAGAGCAAGAGAAAAUGCUCGGAGUCAUAGGCAAUGUGGGUUUUUCUAAAAUUGCAUUUCAAAUCAGAGUAGAUACCUGGCUUAAUAAAGUUUGCGCGAAUAAAAAACGUUUUCAUUUAACCUGUAACUGAUUAAAUUCCCAAACCAUAACAGCAAAACGUUUAAACAAAGUAAACAGUAAAAAAUUUCAAAGGAAUUAUAGUGCUGCUCAAAGAGAUUACCUAUCUCCGUAGUCUAAGCGGAUGUCAAGGAGGUCGACCUCAUCAUCGAAGGACCUUAAAAAUCAUCUUAUCAAAGUAUUUUAUAGUGACAAAAAUGUUGGGGUGCAAAGCUUGAUUUUUUCAAAUUGAUCCUAUUAUAUUAUUGGAAACCGGAGCGAUAGAGACGGAACGUAGAGAGAGAGAAAAAGUUAUUAGGUUCAGAGUAUACAUGAACAAAAUGAGGUUUGGGCGCAACCAUUCCGCGCUCUGGGGGGUGUCCGCUUCGUGCCGCGCUACUGCUUUUUUGCCGGGUGCGGCGAUCUUCCCGAAGAAAUUACUCAUGCCAUGAAUUGGAAAAUUAACUACGUUUGAUGCUUGAUAAUCUAUAUUGGGAUUCCAAUUAUCUGGAAAUGUAAUUUCGCACACGUAAAAUUUGAAUUUUUGAAAAUGUUGGUCAGUCGCGGCAUUUGUAAUUACUGUUUUUCCUUUUAAUUAGUUCAAAAAUGAGUGUUGGGAACGUAGAACUUUCCUAGAAACCUCUUAAAAGAACGGAAAUAAACAAAAAGAAAGUGUAUUGUCGUUUAUUAUUAAAAACUAGGACCCAAAAGCGGUAAAACGGGCCGAGUAUGAUAGGCGUCAACUAUUUUAAUUGAUUUCUGUCGACAUGGGAACCGUGUUUAAUUUUUUGCGUGUAAAAAGGGCUUACGAAAUCGUUGGAUUUUCUCAAUUGUUGUAAAAUUGAGUUUCGCUUACGUAAUGAAAAAAAAUUUCAAGACACUGUGGGAUGGAAAGCUACGUCACUAUUGUAGGUCACGUGACGUACCGUUAGACGCCAUAUUGGCAGUUUAGUGUGAUGCUAGGGGUUAGCAAUGUGUGUUUAAGUUUCUCCGGACUAUUAUAAAAUAAUAAAAAUUCUAAUUAUUUAUAGCUUGUCCAUUGCAAGCCCCUGAGCACAUUGUUUUAAUACCUUUAAGUGUCGUCAGUUUUGAAUAUCCCGGGUUUAUGUGUAUUCAGUUCGGCUAUUUACGACGAUUGUCACAGAGUUUAUUGGUGGUACAGAUGUUCUCUGUUUCUUUCGACUGGAAUCCCAUGUGCUAUGGCGGGAAUUAAAACAAAUUAAACAAUUUAUGAUUAAUUGGCUAUGGCAGCUGUAGCAGAUAUGGGGGAAGUGGAUGAAGUUCAUUUAAAAGAUGAAGGUUCUGUUGUAACUAAUGGUGAUCUACCAAAUGAUGUAGAUAUGGAAACACAUGACAGUCAGGAUAGCAUGAAAAAAUCCAAUGUAACCAACCCAAUGGAAGUCGAUGAGCUGGAGACCUCAGAAACCAAAGAGACACAAGAAACAGCUAGCACAACUGAAGACAGCACAGCUGAAGAGAAUGAAAAUACUGGUGAAGAAGAUGGAAACACUGGUGAAGAGAAUGAAAAUGCAACAGAGGAAAAUGAAAAUUCAGUCACAACAGAAAACCCAUCUGAAUUGAAUGAAGAUGAGAGUAGCCAGGAUACAAAAGCCAGUGAACAAGAUGGUAGCGAGGUUGAAAAAUCCAAAAUAAACCAGGGUGAUGAUAGUGAGAAAGAGCAAGAUGGUGAGGAUAGUGAUAGAGAAAAUGAACACUCUGAUAGUGAUAGAGAAAAGGAUCAGAAUGAGAGUGAUAAAGAGGAAAAGGAAGAAGGAAGUAUUGAAAAUAAGGAUAGUGAAGAUAGGUUAGAUGACAAAAAUACUGAUAGGAUAGAUGAAGAUAGUAAUAAGUUAGAUGAAGUUAGCAGUAAGCAUGAUGCAGAAGAUAGCAAUCAUAAAAUAGAGUCAGUUAAUGCAGAUGAUGAAAUCCACGAGAUUGAAUCUGAUGAUGAUGAAGAUGGUAACAAAAUGGAAGAGGAUCCCAUAGAGCUGAAUGAUUCAUGUGGCGAGGAUGACGGUGAUGUGAUGAUCGUGGAUACGCCAAAAGAGAACGGUACCGAAAACGAAGUGGUCGAGUUGGCUUCCACCCCCGAGAAAGAAAAGGAGAAAGAGUCCGCGCCGGCGAUCACUCCAAGGCGGAGCUCCAGGAACCUGAACAAGAACAAAAGUUACGUGGAGAGCGAUAAAGAAGAGGAACCGUCUCCGGUGCCUUCGCCACAGAUCUCAGAGGAAUCGGACAUCGAAGAGGUCAUGCCUGAAGAUCCCCUCGCUGAUUCUGUUACAAUCGAAAAGAUACCUGUAGACAAAAGUCGACAUCCGACCAGCACCAAAGCAUCGACGAUAGUGGUGAAGGACACGAAACGAUUGGUGGAGAUUGCUUCAAAAUCGAACAAUGUUACUGCCGAGAAGAAUAAACCUACCCUGGUGAUCAUAGACACUAACUCGAUUUUGUCCGGUAGAGGGCCAGUUCCGGUGAACAGUUCCAGGUCGCAGCCUCAAUCGCAGCCACCACCGUUGACGAGUACGACAGGGUACCCGACGACAAUGUUGCCUAUGGCGUUACCUGCUCAGGUGAGUUCCAUUCCAUUUAUUUCAUUCAUGCUAAUACAAUAAAUUGUUUACAAUCGUCAUAACACGUAAAAAGAAUCUUAUCAUAUAGCAUAAUAAUAAUAAUAAUAAU